AUGGCCAAAUGCGAACCCUGUGAAAGAAAUUAUGACAAUAUGGUUAAAAAGCUCGAGGACCUCAACAAAGAUUUAGAAAAACUCCUAGAAGACAUGGAAAAACUAUCAGUGCAGGCGACCUGGAUGGCUUACGACAUGGUGGUGAUGCGCGCCAACCCAGACUUGGCCAGCUCCAUGAGGCGCCUUGAAGAUGCCUUCCUCACCUGUAAGGAGGAGAUGGAGAAGAACUGGCAGGAGAUGCUGAAGGAGACCAAAAGCGCCGAACAGAAAGAAUGA
Messenger RNA from Euleptes europaea (tarantolino), 276 nucleotides. RefSeq names its product synaptonemal complex central element protein 3 (gene SYCE3). Gene Ontology annotation, cellular component: central element. Lineage: Eukaryota; Metazoa; Chordata; Lepidosauria; Squamata; Sphaerodactylidae. The record is from RefSeq and is a predicted model, not a curated record. The transcript is spliced from 2 exons. The coding region runs from base 1 to 276 and encodes 91 amino acids. Gene Ontology annotation, biological process: spermatogenesis; reciprocal meiotic recombination; synaptonemal complex assembly.